CAGAGUCCAUAUCUUCCAAGUCUUACGUUAUCCUUUAAGCCUCCUUCAGCUAACACAACAACAUUUUUUUUUUCUUGUUGUUUUUUUUUUUUUUUUGCACUUAACGACGCUUAAUUUCAUUUCUUACCGGGUCCUUAGGGGGGAUUAUUCAUUCAUAUAAAACAAUCUGCAGCUGGUGCCAGCCCAAAGUCUCCCUCCUGUGAGUGAAGUCAUCUAUUAUUGAGCAAAAGGCCGUGCGUGGAAAUGUGUGUAAGACGGUGGAUUUGAAGUAGAAUUGGUUGCAAUCGAUCAAGGGUGAAGAAUAUUGCUGAUGGUAACAAAAGAAGCAGCUAUGUCUUUCUCGCAAUUCGGAUACCCUUACAAUGCAACUUCACAGUUUUUCGUGUCGGCAAACCCCAGUACGACUUGCUGCGAUUCGAUUUCCAGGUCGGUGUCUGAUGGGACAGGCGGCUCUCCGUCCUCCGCCGCCGCCGCCGCCGCUGCUGCUUCUAUCUGCUGCCCGUCCUACGAGAACCGGCUCCUGGCGAGCAGCCGGACGGAGCUGAACGCAGCACUGGGAAUGUACAGUUCUCCCUACGCUGCAGCGGCCGCCGCGAGCCAGAACUACGCCAACUACUUCCCCUACAGCACCGACCCAUCUGCCAUCUACUCCACUCUGAACCCACAGUAUGACAUUAAGGACAGCACAGGCACUUUACACUCUAGCAUCACUCAGACUGCUGCAUACUACCCGUAUGAUCACUCACUCGGACAGUAUCAAUAUGACAGAUACGGGACAGUAGACUUUAAUGGCUCAGCGAGAAGAAAGAACGCAACCCGUGAAACCACCAGCACCCUGAAAACAUGGCUGUACGAGCACCGCAAGAACCCUUACCCCACCAAGGGAGAAAAGAUCAUGCUGGCCAUCAUCACCAAAAUGACCCUCACUCAAGUAUCCACCUGGUUUGCCAAUGCCAGGCGGAGGCUAAAGAAGGAGAACAAGAUGACCUGGUCGCCUAAGAAUAAGGCCAGUGAUGACAGAAGGGACGACCUCAAGAGCGACCAAGACUGUGUCACCAAAGAUUCCAGCGAUUGCAAGGAUGAAAAGGAUCUGCAUCUAAGUGAUCUGGAGGACAUGGAGGGGGACGGCUGUGACAAGCUGAUGAGUGACUCUGAAAAGGUGGCUGCAGAUGAGCAGGAGCUCCAGAGGGUCAUGGCAGCAUCUGGGGCCCCUCAGAAAAGAGACUGCAGCUCUGAGCUGCAACUGAGUUUGACGAACAGCUUCCACACGUUCCCCUGUGCCAUCAAAAGUAUCACGACCCUCCCUCCUCUCCCAUCUGACUUUUUGGAUCCCAUUGCAUCCAAGGCACCUUCCUUGACCAACACUGCCACAGGAACAGUGUCACUGUCCCACUUUGAAGCCGCCGAUAAACCGCGUAUCUGGUCCCUGGCUCGCACGGCAGCCUCGGGAGUCUUACUGAGCCCUCAGCAGCACAGCUCUGACCUGAGGACAAUCAACUCACUUGGAGACUGCCAGCUUCAGAGCACCAGGCUUACCAGGGCUUCCACUGGACAUUGUGGGGGUAUGAGAGGCCUCCACGAAUCCAGCAUCAAUGUCAACAACACUGAGAGCCCCUUCACUGAGGGCUCAUCCUUGCACUCUAAAGUCUAUGGCACUGGCAGCUACAGUCACAAAGGCCUCCAACUGCACUGUGCGUCCUAUGCUGCACUCCCAGACACGUGCCAGUACUCCAGCAUUGAAGGAUUCUCUGUUGGCAAAGUGGAGACACAGUCAUUGGACCUCAGUGAAGCCUGUGGGACUGUGCAGGACGACAAGGUCACUGCAUUCAGACCAGUGAUGAAGAGGUGAAGCAGAUUCCUGGAAGCUGCACCACAAUAAAUAAUGGGACGAUUAUUAUGCACUAAAGGACACACUGGUAGAGUAACGGCCUCAGUAUGACGCAUGGGAGCUACCUGGCGCCGCUGCAGCGACAGCUGUCAAACUGUGGACGUGGCUAUCAUUUUUGCACAACAUUGUUUUUAAGGUGUAAAAGACUUUAUGCAAAAAAAUAAAAAAAAGAAGAAGUGGACAAAAAAAAAUUCUACAUGCAAAGGAAUGAGAAUGGCCAACUGAAAGCGGCCGAAUUUGUAUAUGGCAAUCGUGUAGUGUAGCAAAUGUAUUUAUUUAUUUAUUUAUCUGUGUAUUUAUAAUUUUUUUGUUAUGUCGUAUGUUUGCUUAUUAUUAUUAUUAUUAUUAUGAUUAUGAUUAUUAUUUAUGGUGUUCAUUGGUUGAAUUAUGUGUAUGUCAUUUAAGUAUUUUGUUACAUGUUGCGUUAAACCGUGGCUUUGUGUAAUUUUACCUGACGUUGAAGAGAAAGUCUUUAGCCAUGAAGACCAUAAAAGGAAGGGGUCCCCUGUGU
Messenger RNA from Solea solea (common sole), 2399 nucleotides. It is a transcript of the gene irx6a, whose product is annotated as iroquois homeobox 6a. The transcript is spliced from 7 exons. The record is from RefSeq and is a predicted model, not a curated record. Gene Ontology annotation, cellular component: nucleus. Gene Ontology annotation, biological process: neuron differentiation; cell development; regulation of transcription by RNA polymerase II. Lineage: Eukaryota; Metazoa; Chordata; Actinopteri; Pleuronectiformes; Soleidae. Gene Ontology annotation, molecular function: DNA-binding transcription factor activity, RNA polymerase II-specific; RNA polymerase II cis-regulatory region sequence-specific DNA binding. Bases 311 to 1849 code for a protein of 512 amino acids.